Molecule: messenger RNA, 1136 nt
Organism: Eruca vesicaria subsp. sativa (arugula)
Lineage: Eukaryota; Viridiplantae; Streptophyta; Magnoliopsida; Brassicales; Brassicaceae
Source: the annotation of a GenBank genome assembly
CUAAGUAAAAGUACUCCUCUCUCCUCCUCUUCCUCUCUUUCACAGGAGUCAACUACUGAGAAUUUUGGUCUGACGGCUGAUUUUGCCGUCAACUAUUCGCUAAGAAAGAGAUUUCAUCUGUUGAGAGGGUGCUGCUUCGCUUGAUAAUUCUCAGCCAGGAUCGAGCUCCUAGAGGAUACUAUGGGGGGCGGUGGAGUCAGCCAACUCCUCGAGCAGAUACACAUGCUUUCAAGAAGAUGCUUGUUCAGAGUCCUAUCUAUGGGUCCUUUACCCAUCCACCUCGCUUUUAUCAUGGAUGGCAACCGUAGGUUCGCUAAGAAGCGCGGUCUAGAAGACGGGUCCGGCCACAAAGCCGGCUUCUCCGCCCUUAUGACUAUGCUACAGUACUGCUACGAGCUGGGCGUCAAGUACGUGACCAUAUACGCCUUCAGCAUAGAUAACUUCAGGAGAAAGCCCGAGGAGGUUCAGUCUCUCAUGGAUCUGAUGCUAGUGAAGAUCAAGUCCUUGCUCGAUAAAGAGAGCAUCGUGCACCAAUACGGCAUACGUGUUUAUUUCAUCGGUAACUUGGGGCUUCUCAACAAACAAGUGAGAGCUGCUGCUGAAGAAGUCAUGAAGGCCACGGCUGAGAACAGUAGAGUGGUGCUUCUCGUCUGCGUUGCUUACAACUCCACCGAUGAGAUCCUACAAGCUGUCAAGAGAUCUUGUGCGGAUAAGGAUGUGGAGAGGGAGAGGGAGAGGGUUCGGUUGGUGGAUAUUGAGGAGAAUAUGCAGAUGAGCGUGGCUCCGGAACCUGAUAUACUGAUCCGGAGUUCAGGAGAGACGAGGCUGAGCAACUUUCUUUUGUGGCAGACUGGUCACUGCCAGCUCUUCUCUCCGGAUGCUCUGUGGCCUGAGAUUGGACUGAGGCAUCUGGUGUGGGCUAUAUUGAACUUCCAGAGAAGCCAUUCAUACUUGGAGAAGAAGAAGAAGAAGAAACAGUUGUAGCUGAUUUGUCAUAUUUUUCUUUUGGCUUUUGUGUUUUUUCUGGGUCAUGUGAUGUUCUUGUGGUAUACUUACAAAAAAGGAAACUUUGGGAUAACCUAGAACAUGCAAUGUAUUUUAGACACAAAGAAAUGGAAUGGAAGACUUGAAGGAUC